GAAUUACCGACCCAAUUUAAAAGAUAAACAUGAAAAAGAAAACAAAUCGGAUCCAACCCGCCAUAUAACCGCUCCAGGAUCCUAUCCUAUCUUCAGAUAAGACGCCUCCUCCUCCUUGAAGCCUGUACUCCCAGAUUUCAACCAUGGCUUCCAUCGCUGUUCCUCAGGCACUGUAUAUGAUACCCACAAAAUUUCAAUCCAAGAGACUCGCGGCGGUUUCCUCCUUUCUACCACCAUUCCACUCAGCUUCUGCUUCAUCAGGAUGUCGCUUCACUUCUGGAAUCCGUAAUCGCAAUUCUUUUGUGGUUAGAGCGGAGCCUGAGGCUGAGGCCGCUAGUGUUGCCGCAGCAGCAGAAGAAGCUGCUGAAGAUGAAGCGCUGAAGGAAGAAGAGGAGGUUGUUGAAGAGAAGCCACCUAAGAAACCUAUUGUAAAGCUUGGCGAUAUCAUGGGGAUUCUAAACAAGCAAGCCAUUGAAGCUUCAGAUACUUCAAGGCCAGUUCCUGACCUUAGAACCGGAGACAUUGUUGAAAUCAAAUUGGAAGUGCCCGAGAACAGGCGUCGGUUGUCUAUAUAUAAGGGUAUUGUAAUCUCAAAACAAAAUGCCGGUAUCCACACCACAAUUCGUAUUCGAAGGAUCAUUGCUGGAGUUGGGGUCGAAAUUGUGUUCCCUAUAUAUUCUCCAAACAUCAAGGAAAUAAAAGUGGUGAAGCACAGGAAAGUCCGCAGAGCACGGUUGUAUUACUUGCGCGACAAGCUUCCUCGACUCUCUACUUUCAAAUGAAAACCAAGACCUUCCGGUUUCUUCUCCUGGAGAAAUAUGUGUUUUAUGACAAAUAUAUUGCCAUUGAUGUCUUUAAGAUCUCUUAGCAUGUAAUUUGUAACUUUUGAAGUGUUUUUUUGGUUCCUUUUGAUUAGCUUACGCAUUCAUAGUGUACUAUUGAUUUGUUGGUUUAUGACGGUUCUGCCCUUACCUAGAUCACAUUCUCAUUGUAAUCAAUUAGGAUCUGUUUGGCAUGAGAUAAUGGAAUGAACGAGAUAAAAAGUAAUGGAAUCGACAACAGAAAAUGGAUU
Molecule: messenger RNA, 1072 nt
Organism: Helianthus annuus (common sunflower)
Lineage: Eukaryota; Viridiplantae; Streptophyta; Magnoliopsida; Asterales; Asteraceae
Product: 50S ribosomal protein L19-2, chloroplastic
Exons: 5
Coding region: 144-782 (212 amino acids)
Biological process (GO): translation
Cellular component (GO): ribosome
Molecular function (GO): structural constituent of ribosome
Source: RefSeq, a predicted model, not a curated record